GACAACAUGAAUUAAAGCAAAAAAUUGAACCAAAAUGAGAAAAGUAUGUGAUGUAAUUCUUUUCUCUUGCUUUCUUCUCCUUGUAACUUCUGUAGGCGUUGAAGCAGCUUGUGAUGGCAGUUUAUUCGCCGUUAACAGCACUUACAGCGAAAACCUUAACUCUCUUUUCUCUUCUCUUGCAAGUAACGUCACCGCUAACGGCGGCUUCUACAACACUUCAACCGGAGAAGGCUCCAACAAAGUUUACGGUCUUGCCCUUUGUGGACGAGGCUACCCGAAGCAAGCUUGUGUAAACUGCGUGGAGCAAGCGAUUCAAGAAUCACAACAAAGAUGUCCAAAUCGAAUGAAAUCUUUCAGGUGGACCACUAGAGACAGUGACAAUGCUUCUUGUCUCGUACGGUACGCUAAUCACUCUGUUUCUGCGAAACUCGAGCUUUUCCCACCUACUUUGUCAGAUAAUCCGUUAAUUAUAGAGGAACCUAAGAGCCUUAAGCUUUUUCGACGAGAAUGGGAAGCACUGACUAACCUAACAAUGCAGUCUGCUACUUCAGCUCCUGAAAAUUCAUCAGUUGUGCUUAAGUUCUAUAGCGUCGUAAGAGCAGAGUUCACAGAAUUUCCAAAUGUUUACAUGAUGAUGCAAUGCACUCCUGACAUUUUAUCUAGUGAAUGCAACAAAUGUCUUAGCCAGUGUGUGUUGAACUUUCAAAACAAUAACUGGGGAAGUCAGGGCGGUGCAGGACGGCUUCCCAGCUGUUAUUUCCGGUGGGAUCUUUAUCCUAUCUGUGGAUCUUCUGAGAAUAUGACAAGAGUUUCUAUGGUUAGUCGUGCUUCAACUCUUCCUCAAGGAGAUACUGUCUUACAACCUGGAAAUGUCAAGAAAGGAAAAGGGAUUCGGAAUGGAACUAUCGCGAUAAUUGUGGUUCCUACGGUUAUUAACCUCUUUGUAUUUGUUGGUCUUUUCAUCAUCUUUGAUCAGAGGAGAAAGGCCUAUAACAAAAACAUCAACGAAUGCUUUGAUUCAGAUGGACAAUCAAAGUUGCGGUUUAGUAUUGGCAUGAUACUCUCUGCAACCAAUGACUUUUCACCUGAAAAUAAGCUUGGUCAAGGUGGAUUUGGUACUGUCUACAAGGGGAUUUUACCAAACGGGCAAGAGAUAGCGGUGAAGAGAUUAGUAAGUGGUUCAGGACAAGGAGAUACAGAGUUUAAGAAUGAGGUCUCGCUCUUGACAAGACUCCAACAUAAGAACUUGGUUAAGCUUCUUGGGUUCUGUCAUGAAGGAGAUGAAGAGAUUCUUGUUUACGAGCUUGUGCCCAAUUCUAGUCUUGAUCAUUAUAUCUUUGAUGAAGAGAAGCGUUCGCUUCUUACAUGGGAGGUGAGGUUCAAGAUUAUAGAAGGUGUUGCGCGAGGUAUUCUUUAUCUCCAUGAAGAUUCUCAGCUGAAGAUUAUUCACCGAGACUUGAAGGCAAGCAACAUCCUUUUAGAUGCAGAGAUGAACCCUAAAGUUGCAGAUUUCGGGACAGCAAGGUUGUUCGAAGAAGAUGAAACUCGAGCUGAAACAAGACGGAUAGCUGGAACACGUGGAUAUAUGGCUCCAGAAUACUUGAAUCACGGGCAAAUCUCCGCUAAAUCCGACGUUUUCAGCUUUGGUGUUAUGCUUCUAGAGAUGAUUAGUGGUCAAAGAAACAAUAGCUUCGAAGGAGAAGGACUUGCAGCGUUUACGUGGAAGAGAUGGGUUGAAGGAAAGCCUGAGAUUGUAAUUGAUCCUUUACUGAUGAGAAAUCCGAGAGACGAAAUCAUCAGGUUGAUCCAGAUUGGUUUAUUGUGCGUCCAAGAGAAUGCGGCAAAGAGACCAACCAUGAGCUCUGUAGUAGUUUGGCUUGGCAGUGAGACUAUCAUCAUUCCUUUACCUAGGGCUCCUGCUUUCAUUAGGGAUCAAUCCCAAUCUGAAAAUAGUAAAAUGUCAAUGAACAAUGACAUCUUCACAGACUUGAGUUGUCGUUGACGUUAUAAAUAAGUUUUUUUCUAAUAAAAUAAAUUAUAUUAAUUUCAA
Raphanus sativus (radish) is the source of this 2050-nucleotide messenger RNA. Its product is annotated as putative cysteine-rich receptor-like protein kinase 39. Gene Ontology annotation, biological process: protein phosphorylation. The record is from RefSeq and is a predicted model, not a curated record. The transcript is spliced from 7 exons. Bases 35 to 2002 code for a protein of 655 amino acids. Lineage: Eukaryota; Viridiplantae; Streptophyta; Magnoliopsida; Brassicales; Brassicaceae. Gene Ontology annotation, molecular function: protein kinase activity; ATP binding.